UCCUUAUUGACCUCACAUUUGAAUUCCGUUGUUAUACACCAAAUGCUUGGCUAUAGCCUCAUUCAUACUGCUAUCAUCAAUAGUCCCUCCAGAAGAGGAUAUCCUCAAUUUUUGCUAAGGUCUUCUCUAUCUUCAACUACGAUUACACGUAGGGUGUACCCUCUAAAGACAAAUUGCACAUUUUUGCUGUAUCGCAAUACAUCCAUACAAGCCCUCACCAUUAUAGAAUACAAUUCAAUCUCAAAAGCAAAAAGAUAUGUAUAUUCUGUAGUUGACGAUGCAGCUAUCAAUCAGCAUUCAUUACGAAAAACGAAUGCGUUUCGACAAGAAAUAAACCCUAAUGCAAGUACGGCUACUACCUUGGCACACAAAAAACAUAACGUGGUCAUACCAUUACAUAAAUAUACAGGCUAUAAAUCUCAAGUGAGACAAAUCCAUCAUCGUCGCGACUUAGGGCCAAGAACUUACCGUCGCAAAGGGCUAUCACUUUACAUUGGCAAGGCGUUUGGCAUGCAUGGAGGAUUUUUAUCGCUAUCCUAUUUCACACCUAUUUUUUUGCUAGCUGUGGUCUCGAUCUCAAUAUUGCUUGUUAAAUAUAGCGUCUUAGAUGAAGAAUUAAAGGGCAUCAUUCCCAACGAAAAUCAGACCUGUCUACUCUCUUAUCUUCCAACUCGUUAUGUUUCUAGACUUUGGGGAAAAAUUGCUCAUACUGAAAUUCCAGUUGGACUAAGAAGUUUAAUUUACACGUUUUAUGCAAAGUGCUUUGGCUGUAACCUAGAAGAAAUUUCUACCCCUCUUGAGUCAUACCUCACGUUUAAUGCGUUUUUCACUCGACGUCUUGACUUGAAACAUCGUCCAAUUUCUAAUGAACCUAUUGUUAGUCCGGUAGACGGCGUAGUUGUGCAUUUUGGAAAGAUAGAGAAUAACUGGAUCGAGCAGAUUAAAGGAAUCAAGUACCGACUUUCUUCUUUGCUAGGUACAGAUGCACCCAAAAUUAUCCGUCAAAUGGGAAAUUUUGACUCUGUGGAUUUGCGCUCGAUGCCUAAAGAUAACUCAUCAAUCCAGUAUGCGCUUCCAAAUAAUCUUUUUUAUCUAGUUAUUUAUUUAGCUCCAGGAGAUUACCAUGGUGUUCACUCUCCCACCGACUGGACGAUCAAGCAUGUUCGCCAUAUUCCUGGACAUUUACUUAGCGUGUCUGCCUGGUCUACUAAUCUUGUUCGUGGACUCUUGUCUAUCAACGAAAGGUUGAUUAUAAACGGCACGUGGACACAUGGAUUUUUUUCUAUGGUUCUUGUGGGUGCACUAAAUGUUGGUUCUAUAAGCCUAGAGUUUGAUCCAAAUAUAAGCACCAAUUUGGUCCACCAAAAUGCAAAUUCCCUAUUGACAGAUUUUGUCUAUUCAAAAUUUUCAAAAAAAGGUGAACUUGCCUCUUUUUUUAACAUGGGGUCAACUGUCGUAUUGGUUUUCGAAGCUCCAGAUAGCUGGAAAUGGAAUAUAAAUGCAAACGACCGAAUCAAGUUGGGCCAAGCUAUAGGAUCACUUGAUGAUUCCAAUGCUAGCCCUCUAAAACAACUGGCUUAGUCAUUAGUUUUUUAUUUUGCUUCAAUCAACCCUAUAAUAGAUAAGCAUAGUGUAUUCGAUUAUUAAAUAUUUACAGAAGAUUUUUGUUAAUUGAUAUUUGGAUAGGCAAAGGUGCAAUUUGUUUUUGAAUACUCUGUCAAAUACCUUGAACUUUUUGCACUCUUAUAGAUUCUCAUUAAUAAAAAAAUCGAUUUUUCACAA
Messenger RNA from Schistocerca gregaria, 1782 nucleotides. Its product is annotated as phosphatidylserine decarboxylase proenzyme, mitochondrial-like. Gene Ontology annotation, cellular component: mitochondrion. Gene Ontology annotation, molecular function: phosphatidylserine decarboxylase activity. The transcript has 4 exons. NCBI's taxonomy places the organism in Eukaryota, Metazoa, Arthropoda, Insecta, Orthoptera, Acrididae. The coding region runs from base 43 to 1581 and encodes 512 amino acids. Gene Ontology annotation, biological process: phosphatidylethanolamine biosynthetic process. The record is from RefSeq and is a predicted model, not a curated record.